AUGAGAAUGUCAAAAGAAUUUUUUGUAGAAUCACAAGUGUCUUCUAAACAACUAAAUCAUCAAUCUGUAUCAUUAGUGAUACCAAGAUUAACAAGAGAUAAGAUACAUAGUGCCUUGUAUUAUAAGGUAAAUUUGCAAGAUCCUUCGAUGCGAGGGAACACUCUGCUUGGGCUUAAUAAUGUCAUUAUUAGAGAUUUAGGUACCUUAAAUAAUGAAUCAAUUAAUAAGAAAAAUGUCUUAGGUGGUGUGGAGUUUAAAUGUAUAUUAAUGAAAUUAGUAGAAUUACGGCCUACUAUUGAACAAUUAGAUAUCAUACUCGAAAUAUCAGAUGCAACUGGUGAAUUUAAUAAUAAAUAUAUUAUAGCCUUGAUAUUAGUCUAUUUAAGAAUACAAUACUACUAUGCCAAUGAAACGAGUGAUGAAGCUAAGAGAUUUAAAGCAUUGUUUCAGCAAUAUAUUAAUGAUUAUAGAAAAAUGAAAGCUAUUUCUCUUAAUAUUGAUUGUUGGUCACAAUCUCAAAUUAUUACAGUCGAACUUAUACACAUGGAUGAACUUGUCCACUGGUUAUCUGCGAAAGACAAUAUUUGGGGAAUACCGUUGGGGAAAUGUUCAUGGUGUAAUAUAUUAGAAGAUUUUAGUAGUGACACUAGUUCAGACUAUGAUUCAGAUAGCGACUAA
Messenger RNA from Henningerozyma blattae CBS 6284, 678 nucleotides. It is a transcript of the gene PRP38, whose product is annotated as U4/U6-U5 snRNP complex subunit PRP38. The coding region runs from base 1 to 678 and encodes 225 amino acids. The transcript has a single exon. Lineage: Eukaryota; Fungi; Ascomycota; Saccharomycetes; Saccharomycetales; Saccharomycetaceae. The record is from RefSeq and is a predicted model, not a curated record.